Lingula anatina is the source of this 2382-nucleotide messenger RNA. RefSeq lists its product as uncharacterized. Lineage: Eukaryota; Metazoa; Brachiopoda; Lingulata; Lingulida; Lingulidae. The record is from RefSeq and is a predicted model, not a curated record. Gene Ontology annotation, molecular function: protein binding.
UGUCAACGAUCUGAUCAAUUCACUUGAGAGUACAUGGAAGACGACGUGUAUUUCGCAAUGCAUUGCGAAACAUAAAGCUACAUGGCAAAUACCUGUCCCUCAAUUGACGUAUAGAACAUGGCCUCAAAACAGACUGAAAAUACAACCAAUGACACCAUUUGCUUGACCUAGUGCGGGCAAUAAGGCUUCACCUGAUUGUGAUUCGUAUACAUUUGCUCAAUUCAAAUAUCUAUCGUAUCGUAUCGAAUGAUGCAUACCUUAUGUACUUUAUCAAAGUUGCUGACUUUGAUCAAAAGAAGGACUUCAUUUGUGCAGAAAAAAAAGUCACAUAUCGUUAGUCAAAGUUCUUCAAACAUGAAACAAGGACUUUCUUAGUGUGAUGUAACAGGUGACGCAGCUAUAAAAGGCCAUAAGAAAACACGACUUUACAAUGAAAUUGUUAUAAAAUCAAUAGCCCCUAUCGAAAUUCCAAUUUAACUCUGCACACUUCAGUAACUAAACAAGUGGUCUUCCAAUACAUCGAUAAGCAAGCGUCGGUUUUGCUUUGAUCGGAGUCGUUUAAAAUGUCGAAAUUAUCGAACACACCAGUUGCAUGAUACGUUAUGCUCUCUGUGUAAACGUCGUAUAAACAAAAUACCAAAUAGGGAGAUUGGAAAGCGACUUUACAAGGAGGACUAGUCGUUCACGCUUUUCUUAGUCGCCACAGAGAUACAUCCACCGUUGGGCAAAAUGGCACAAAAACCUGUUAAGCCAUCUGAUUCGCUGGAAAGGCCUAGCCUUGAAGCACUCCAAAAGGUCAAUGAGGACUUCAUAGAAGCUGUGGUGAUGGAAAAGGACCAAAAAUGCACACGAAUCCUUAGGGACAAUGUAUUAUGGGCUAAAGAAAUAUGUGAGAUGGAGAAUAAGUUUGGGCUGCGACCGCUCCACGCCGCUGCGGCUAAAGGAAUUACGUCGAUAGUAGAGGCAAUAGUCAACACAGGGGCAGACGUGAACCUGAGGUUAACGAAAAAUGUAAAGAAACGCCUUGGAGAACGCGUGGAUGUGUUUCCAGCCGGUUGUUCUGCACUGCACCAAGCCUGCAAGUUCGGCCAUCUUGACUCGGCCAAGCUUCUCGUCUCCAAAGGAGCAGAUGUUAAUAUUGUAGACGAGGAGAACAAGUCACCGAUUCAUGAGGCUGCUUGGCAAGGUCACGCCAAUGUGGUGCAGCUUUUGGUAGACAACGGGGCUAAUGUCAACCUCCAGGACAAAUACCUGCAGAGUCCUCUCCACAAGGCCUCAGAGAAUGGGCGUACCGACUGCAGCCGCAUUCUGCUGGACAGCGGAGCCGACAUAGAUGCAGUCAACAAUUUCGGUCGUAGCUCCAUGCAGGAGUGUGCCCAGUCGUACUUAGACACGACCCCAGUGUUUACUAUGCUAGUGGAGAGGGGGGCCAAGGUGGAGCAUCGAGAUCAAAAAGGUACUACUGCACUCCACUUUGUUGCCAGACACGGGCAAAAACAGCGAGCAGAAGUUUUACUUAAACACGGAGCAGACGUCAACGUCAGGAAAAACAGCGGAAAGACUCCCAUGCACGAGGCAGCACGAAGCGGUCACUCCAGCAUGAUUAGAUACCUCCAUAACAAUGGUGGAGACGUUAAUAUCCAGGACCAUCCUGGAUGGUCGCCGCUCCAUCUAGCGGCGCAAGAAGGAAAUACGCAGGCUGCAGAAGUCCUCAUCGAGUUGGGGGCAAAUGUUAACGCCGUAGACGCCAGCGGAUACACCCCACUUCAUUUAGCAGUUCAGAAGAAUAAAGUUGGCACUACGAAAUUGCUCGUGGGUAAAGGCGCAGACCUGACUAUUAAGGACAAAGAAGAAAAUGUCCCUAAAUAUUAUGCCAAAUCAGACGAUUUGCUUAAAAUUCUGAACAAGUAAUUUAAUCAGUUUAGCCCACGGUUUUGAUCAUUUGAUAUACCAUUUAAAAGUGACGUAAAGCUUUCAGGGAAAAGCAAAAGGAAUGUAGGUUUUAAUAUUUUUUCUUAGAUAUGAAGGCAGCAAUUUUCAUCCAAUUCGGAUAUUCUCUUUACUUUAUGAAGCGAACAGCUACAAAAAUGAAUGCCUUUAGAUUAGAAAGAAGCCGGCAAAACAGGACAGGGACCAUUACGAGUCAUUAUCAUGGAGAGAACAAAACGCAGUAUUUGUUCAUGUUCUUCAUUAUAGACUUAAUGUGUAGUGGCACAAACUGAAUAGCGGAAAACAGUUGGUCAGCAUUUUACAAUCGAGGACAGGUUUCUUUAAUUUUUAAAAUUCAGACGUUUCCGUAGAGCCUUCGUGCUAACCCAUUUCAAAAUAGGCUACAGCACAGUAGUAUAAAAAUAGUGUAAAGGGCCAAUAAAUAAAACAACU